Molecule: messenger RNA, 579 nt
Organism: Geodia barretti
Lineage: Eukaryota; Metazoa; Porifera; Demospongiae; Tetractinellida; Geodiidae
Source: the annotation of a GenBank genome assembly
AUGGGACUAGGGGGAGGGAGCAGCGACGCAGCCGCCGCUCUUCGGGCUCUCAACGAGCUAUGGGAGACCAACUCGACGGACCAAGAGCUGGCCGAAAUCGCUGCGGGCAUUGGUUCGGACGUGUCGUUCUUCCUGUGGGGCGGCACCGCCCUGGCGGAAGGCCGAGGCGAAAUCGUAUCUCCCAUGCCGCAGUUGCCGCCCUUCAACCUGACGCUGGUUUUUCCCGACCUGGUCAUCAGCGACAAGACGCGGCGGAUGUACUCUCGGCUGACCCCAGCGUACUACAGCGACGGAGGCAUAACCCGCCGCCUGGUCCUGCUGCUUUCCGGCGGCGGAUUCUUCGUUGAAUCCAUCCGGGACUGCGUUUUCAACGUAUUUCAGGACGUCGCGGAGUGGGAGUUCCCGAUGCUGGCGGAGAUGCGCCGAGCCGUCCGAGAGAAUGGAGGGCCGGAGCUGUACCUGUGCGGGGCGGGCCCGGCCAUGUUUGCAAUCCCCUCCAGCGAAUCGGAACAUCGUAGCGCCGCAGAUGCCUUGCAGCCCAUGGGAGCAGGGGUAUACCUUGUACCGACAAUUGGCUGA